Molecule: messenger RNA, 1904 nt
Organism: Thrips palmi
Lineage: Eukaryota; Metazoa; Arthropoda; Insecta; Thysanoptera; Thripidae
Exons: 6
Coding region: 233-1789 (518 amino acids)
Molecular function (GO): protein binding
Source: RefSeq, a predicted model, not a curated record
UGUGUUUCUGUUUGAAGUUCUGGAGUUGCUCUUGCUCUUGCCAUGAAACAGGCUGGAGUUGUUAAGUUAUUUAAUUUUGGUUCAAACUUGAUACAGUGUGAUGUGUUGGUGUUGCCUGUCAUCUUUCACAUAGCUGUCUCUCAUAUAUGUUUAACCCUGUCAUCAAUAAAGAAUCGAGCAGCAUACAUUUAACAACAUUGGAAGGUUAGGUUUUCUUGUAAAUAAUUUCAAAAUGAGCCUACCUGAAGACGAAAGUUCUCAAGAAGAUAUGUCUUGUGACGCGCUUGAGUUGAUGGAUCUACCAGAGCCUGUUCUUCUUCACAUAUUCCGUUACUUGGGUCAUGAUUUUUUGCGCCAUGUGGUAUCAAGAGUAAGCAAGGACUGUAAAAGACUAGCUCACUCUCAAGUCUUAUGGUCGAAGGCUUUUCUUAGUAUUGAUAGCAGUGAUUGUUGGGAUUCAUCGCCUGUCAAUGACUUUAUCAGGCAUAUUCUUGUCACUCCGUAUCUUCAUCAUCUGUCAGUUUCACUGAGAAAUUGCGAAGAGGACAUGCACGUUUCUCUACUGGCUGCCUUAGUGUCCACACGCUGCAGGCUCUAUAGGCUCAGCCUGUCAGUGGAUGACUACGGACCAGAAAUAAUGCUGUUCCUGCAGCAACAUCCUGAAUUAAGAGAGAUUCAACUCUGUGAUAAUGCUACUGAUAAUGAUUAUUCUGCUGGUGUUGCUGCGACCAUACGCCGUUUGUCUCACCUCACCUCCUUGGAAAUAAGCCAGUCAGGAUUACUACGCAUUCCAGAGACAGGUCUGCUGUUGGCAUCGUCAACUGUAGCUAGAGAGGAUCAUGAACUGAAUCCAGCUGACACAGCCACUUACAUACCAGCAGGCUCUGAACCUCAUCCUCGGGAUCCAAAGACAUCUUUGGACCUUCGAAACGUUGACUACAAUGACUGUGAGAUGUUCAGACAAAACCAGCCACAGGGUCUGCUGCACGUUGAGUUCAUGCCCCUCGGAGUUCCUCUUGACAUCAAGUCCUCAAGUACAUGGGCGUCGGCAGGAAAAAACCUGUCAGCUCUCCUACGGGCUCACAAGGACACAUUGACGACGGCCAAAGUGUCUUUUCCUUGCCCAGAUGUGUUUGAAGCAUUAGCAGAAUGCUCAAAACUCGAGGAGCUGUCGGUGUUCAGCGACCCCACCGGCUCGGCCCUCUGCGCCAUGCUGCAGAAGAGCGCGACUCUGCGGCGCCUCCACCUCGAGGUGCCCGUCUCCCUGGGGGCGCCGGGGCUGUCGACGGUGCUGCGGACUCUGUGCCUGCACGCGCCGCAGCUGGAGAGCCUCUCGCUGUCCAGGUGGUGGCGCAGCGAGCAGGCCCUGGCGGCGUCCCAGAGCCUGUUCCCCGGCUUCAAGCCGCUGCAGGCCAUGCUCGCCAACAGGGACGGCCGCUAUUCGCUCCGCGAACUGCUCCUCAGCCACGUGGGCCCCGUCGGCCGCGCCGAGUUCCUGGAGCUGGCCUCGAUGGUGACGGCGGCCGGCGCCAGGCCGUCGCUGCGCAAGCUGCACGUCCAGGACUGCCCCUGCAGCGCCGACCGCGGCUGGGACGAGUGCCGCGACCGCGCCGAGGACGCCCUGAGGGCCGCCAUGCCCUCGCUGGAGUACACGGCCGAGUGCAUCAUCGGCUUCGACGACCGCUACGACAUCGGCUUCAUGCCCGUGUACUCGUGCGACUGCGAGCGGAGGUGCCCCAGGGGCCACAGGCAAGGCCGGGGCCGCAUGGGCCCGGGAGCGCACCCUUAGUUACGUCGGAAAAUGAUUUAAAAUUCGAAUUAAAAAUUUGAUUGUUUUGUUAAUUAGAUCUCAUGUUGAAAGUACUGAACUUUGCAUUUAUGAUGAAUUAUAAUCGUUAAACAUA